Molecule: messenger RNA, 552 nt
Organism: Phytophthora nicotianae INRA-310
Lineage: Eukaryota; Oomycota; Peronosporomycetes; Peronosporales; Peronosporaceae
Exons: 1
Coding region: 1-486 (161 amino acids)
Source: RefSeq, a predicted model, not a curated record
AUGCGCGGUUGCAGCGUCGUGCGCGUGAGCUGGAGAGAAAAAAAGCUACUUUCCGAAGUCGACUCCAACAGACACAGCAUCGCGUUCCUGGUAGGAGAUACACCAGCCGAUGCCACUUCUCUCGAUGUAGUGUACGUACGUGCGCUUCCGGCGAGCAGACCUUACGAUGAGAACCAGAGCCGCAAGCACGAGGAUUUACCCGCUUCUGCCCAAUUAGGGCUUCACACAGCUCGCAUGGAAACGGAAGGUAUGCCAGACAGUGGUUGGAGAGUGAACGUCCGUGAGUUCACAUAUCCAUGUCGGUUCCACAUGAAAUUCAGUAUCUGCACGCACAUUCUGUUUACAUUGAACGCGAGAGGCCACAUCGACCUUUCCGGGCGUGAGCGUCUCGUGUACCGAGGUCCAAACAAGAAGCGCAAGGUUUCUUCUCAGCGCCAGGGUCCCGGACGCCCAACCUCUAACGGGCACGCGCUGCAUAUCAACUAAGCUGCAAUCGCAUAUACAACAGAUUAGCUUAACUGGAGGGACUUACAAGUUGUACGUGUACUUACC